Messenger RNA from Cetraspora pellucida, 264 nucleotides. The record is from the annotation of a GenBank genome assembly. Lineage: Eukaryota; Fungi; Glomeromycota; Glomeromycetes; Diversisporales; Gigasporaceae.
AAAAAUUUGCUUCUUACCUGUGAAGAAAAUUACCAGAAAACAACUCCAAACUCAACGAAGAAAAUUAUCAAAGAACAGAACAGCUCUAAGCCCAAUGAAGAAACUAAUUAUAAGCUAAAGCUGAAGCAAACUUUAAAACAUUUAAAAGGAACAGAACAACUCCAAGAUGUCAAAGAGAACUACCAGAAAACAACACAAAAUGCCAAAGAGAACUACCAGAAAACAAUACAAAAUGCUGAAAAGAACUUUUCAACCUCUUUCUAA